Molecule: messenger RNA, 2927 nt
Organism: Punctularia strigosozonata HHB-11173 SS5
Lineage: Eukaryota; Fungi; Basidiomycota; Agaricomycetes; Corticiales; Punctulariaceae
Product: cysteine proteinase
Exons: 6
Coding region: 143-2803 (886 amino acids)
Biological process (GO): protein deubiquitination
Cellular component (GO): nucleus; cytosol
Molecular function (GO): cysteine-type deubiquitinase activity; cysteine-type endopeptidase activity
Source: RefSeq, a predicted model, not a curated record
CGAAUUGGAGCGACGCUAUAUUCUAGGGUCGCUGUACUCUCCGUCUCCGACCCAUAACACCCACCCACUCCGUUCCCGCUACGUGCAACCCGCGUAACACCGCCGUCGUGAGUCCAUGGACGCCCGCCUUGCCUGAUUUCAGAUGACCUGGUCGGACAACCUGGCAACUCUCGCGUCCCAGCCCGUAGUUCAGCAGCUCGCACCCCUCGUCGUUGUUGUCCUAAUCCCGAUCAUCGUACUCUCCGCACACCAACACGUACUUGGAAUCUUUGACGCUGUACUGGAAGCCGCACGCAUGGUCCUCGAGACACUCGGCCUCAACUUCCUAUGGAACCGAUCGUCGAGCUCGCAUGGUAGUCGUGAUUCGGCCUCGGAGCGGAAGAAAAUAAAGAAGAAACCGCGUACGAGAGCAGAGCAGGUGGUUCAGAAUGGUUCCGUCGCACGGCAGUCAACUGGAGGCGAUUUCCAUUAUUAUCCUGGCCUCGUCAACAUAUCCGGGACUUACUGCUUCAUGGACUCCACCCUUCAAGCAAUGGCGUCUCUCUGUUACCUGCAACCAUAUCUGAACGCUAUACACGCGAAAGCGGAAGCACUCGAUGUCCCUACCCCCAUUGUCGACGCUCUCUGUGAUCUGCUGCGCAUUCUUAACACACCCACAUCAUCUCCUUCUUCCCUUCGCCCUCAUGCGAUCAUUCAGGCCCUUGCUACGUCCAAACCAGCCAAGCAACGCUCUCUGUUUGCUACACGCGAACAUCAGGACGCUCAGGAACUGUUUCAACUUAUAUCCGAAUGCAUAAAAGAGGAGGCUCUCGCCGUCGAUCGUGAAGGCCGCCGUGACCGUGGUCUGAGUGCGUUAGCACUCGCAAAAGAUGGGGAUCUAAUAGGCCGUGAAGUAGGCCGGAGCGUCUUCGAGGGGCUUACUGCCAACCGACGCAGUUGCAUGCAAUGUGGCUAUACCGAGGCCGUGAUGCACUUCGGUUUCGACAAUUGGCAGCUGGCCCUUCCUCCUCCGACCGCUGGCGGAGGUGCAUGCAGGGUGGAGGAUUGCAUAGCGGAGUAUACGAAGUUGGAGGUUUUGACGGAUUGCGUGUGUAGAAGGUGUUCCAUGGUCGCUACCCAUCGCAAGCUCGUGCAGGAAGUGGAGAGAUUGUCGGUGGUCGUCCAUAGCGACGAGAAGGCUACGAAAUCGGCGCGGAAGAGGGCACGCGAGGCGAGGAAACUCGAGGCGCGUGUCCGGGCUGCUCUUGAGGAAGGGCGAAUAGAGGAUGAUAUCGACGGAGUGAAGAUGGAGAAAGUGAUCAGCGGCCCGAGUACCAAACAAGCUAUGGUUGCCAGACCACCUCCUAUCCUUGCUCUUCAUCUCAAUCGCUCGAUACACUAUGGUUAUUACGCCGGCCGCAACAACACCCACGUCAUUUUCCCCGAGAUCCUGGAUCUGACUCCCUUCACCACCUCUGGUUCUCUCUCUACUAAUCCCACGUACCCUAUCUCAUCUGCGCCGUCCUCCUCUUCCUCGUCGUCAUCUCCUUCCCGACCUCGCACACCACCUCCGCGCACUCUCUAUCGACUUUCGGCCGUUGUGUGCCAUUACGGCGACCAUUCGUACGGUCAUUAUGUUUGCUAUCGGAAGACACCUCGCCCCCCUUCCGCUGGAUCAAAGAGGGCAUAUGGCUUGAUCAGGGAGAGCGACGACGUCAUCACUGCCAACGAGAAGGCGGGACUUCCAGGGCAACCGGGACUUCCAGGCACAGGAUGUGGUUGGCUCAGGAUCAGCGACGACGAUGUGAGGGAGGUAGGUAUAGAGACUGUCCUUUCGGAGGGCAGAGGUGCGUUCAUGAUUUACUAUGAACGUGUCCUCGUGCCGGUGCCCGCUCCCGCUCCACCCUCGGCUCUGCCUUCUGUCCCCACGCAUGCAGCGCAUCAGCGGUCGCUGGAGGAUGCGAAGCUGCAACCCAUUGCCCUCCCGCAAGCGCGAGCGCAGUUUCCUCAUCGGCCUGUCGAGACAACUCCUAGGAGCAGCGAGGAGACAAUCAAGCCUCCGACACCCACACCUCCACGUCCGCAGGCGCCAGACUUCGCGGGUUACGGCGACGCCGGGAGCACUAGCGCCGGCUCCGCCCACACGCACGUACACAUGCCCCCUGGAUCUGCCAUGAGAACCCCGACCGUAGUCGCUUCGUCCAAUCUUCAGUCCAUUACCAAUCGCGCGAUAAUGAACGGGACGAUGGCUCGACCUACACCCCCGUCCUCACCUUCUACGUCCCCUACCCCAGCGUUGACCUCGGGCGUUGUCUAUCCCAACGCGCACCCCCUGAUACCUCUCCAUCCUCCUCCCCUGCGCGCCGGGUCUCUUCCCCGCGUAGUGCGGAACGUGUCCCUCAGCCAGGCCAGAAGCCGAGCGGGUAGCCCCGCCAACCCCAGCGGCGUAUCCACUCCACCUCGAAGGACGGCAUCUCCAGUAGAAAUGGGGAGCGAAUACCGCAUGCAUAAUGGGGCUGGACCGUCCCCCGGCACGGCGAAUGGACGUCCGAGGGCGGGUAGCCGUACGUCCCAUAUGACCCAUGAAAGCGUCCAACAGCCCCCCUCCAGGACAGAACGCCGGCCAUUGCCUAUACCACCUCCGCAGUCGACCUAUACGACGGGUGCCAUGCUCUCGCCCUCGCCCGCAUUAUCGCAGCUGUCGCAGCGACCGCGGGCGUUAUCUAAUACGACGCAGAGCCAGGCGCAGGGGCGGACGUUGCCGCCUCCACCGAGGAAGCAGUCCAUAGUGUCGACCACGCCGCCCGCUGUGCACGCACAAUGACCCCGACGUUUCCGUUGUCUUUUGCUUCUGGGGGAUUUAGCUCCGCUCAUCUAUGUUAGCGUAUUACUGCAUGUAUCAAUAGCGCACGAUUGGACCCGAUACUUCCCAGUAUCUCAGCGGCAGG